AUGACCACGCCGAUUCCCACACUGCAGACCGCAGCCGUCAUACAAGAACCAGGUCCAAACGGUACAGUGCGAAUUGACAACGCAUAUCCGGUCGAAACACCAGGCAAGAAUCAAGUUCUUGUCAAAUUGGCUUAUAGCGGUGUCUGCGGAUCGGAAGUUCGAGCACUACUUGGAUGGAGUAAUUACAAGCCGGUCGUUGGCCACGAAGGCGUUGGCAUUGUCGUCAAAAUAGGCGAGAAUGUCUCAGAGUCAGUGCUUGGACAGCGUGUAGGCGUGAAAUGGCUUCACAGUGCCUGCGGCCAAUGCUCAGAGUGCCAAAGAGGGUCUUCAAAUCAUUGCAUGAAACCAGCCUAUACAGGUGUUCAUGCUCAAGGAACUCUACAGCAAUACGUCGUUGCAGACUCACGAUAUUUGACGGCUAUCCCCGAUGGCGUGGCAGACGAGGUGGCCUCUCCUCUGCUAUGCGGAGGAUUAACAAUGAUGGGCGGAAUUGCAAAACUUGACGCACAUAUUCCAAAGGAUGGAUGGGUCGUUGUAUCAGGUUCGGGCGGAGGUUUAGGACAUGUCGGAGUCCAGAUUGCCAGCAGGCUGAGGAAAUUCAGGGUCAUCGCAGUCGAUACCGGGUCAUCCAAACGCGAGCUCAGUCUCCAAUGCGGUGCCCAUGAAUUCAUUGAUUUCGCUACCGAAGAUGUUGAGCAGAGAGUGAGAGAGAUCACCGGAGAAGGAGCUCACGCCUGUCUCAUUGUUUCUGGAUCAGAAGCCGCUUUUGAGCUUGCCCCAAAGCUGGUUCGGAACAAUGGGUUACUGGCAAUAAUAGGUUUGCCUGCUGCUACCUUUAACUUUCCCUUGGCAGCCAGUGUAUUUGCCGCAAGAGCACUCACCGUCACAGGGGUGAUGGUAGGGACUGAGCGGCAGAUGGAGGAGCUUCUACAACAUGCUGCUGCGGGAGUAAUCCAUCCGACGGUCAAAGUGGAAGAAUUUUCAGCAAUCCCAGAGAUUUUUGAGAAAUUAAAGCAUGGCCAAGUAACAGGGCGAAUUGUGGUAAGGAUUCCUCAGUGA
Molecule: messenger RNA, 1059 nt
Organism: Trichoderma atroviride IMI 206040
Lineage: Eukaryota; Fungi; Ascomycota; Sordariomycetes; Hypocreales; Hypocreaceae
Cellular component (GO): cytoplasm
Molecular function (GO): alcohol dehydrogenase (NAD+) activity; zinc ion binding
Source: RefSeq, a predicted model, not a curated record